AUGCACAAAACAAGCUUUGUGUGUGUCACUGAUCAAUCACCUCCAGCUCAAGCUGAUCAUCCAGGUAUUCCCAUUGAUCCAGACUUGUACCUUGGGCCUGAGGAUGAUAUCAUUGAUGUUGACAAGUUGCCAGAUUCUGCUGAUCCUAAGAUUGAUGCUCUGGCUGCAUCAGAAGUGUUUAUGUCAUACAAAACAUCUACUGAACUUCAUUUACAACAGUCAGAACUCACUAAUGAAGAUUUAUGUUUGAUAGUCUGGGAGUUCUGA
Molecule: messenger RNA, 267 nt
Organism: Suillus subaureus
Lineage: Eukaryota; Fungi; Basidiomycota; Agaricomycetes; Boletales; Suillaceae
Exons: 3
Coding region: 1-267 (88 amino acids)
Source: RefSeq, a predicted model, not a curated record